This is a messenger RNA of Arachis ipaensis, 804 nucleotides long. RefSeq lists its product as uncharacterized. NCBI's taxonomy places the organism in Eukaryota, Viridiplantae, Streptophyta, Magnoliopsida, Fabales, Fabaceae. The record is from RefSeq and is a predicted model, not a curated record.
AUGAAGACUCCUCCUAAUUCUGAAGAUGAGCUACAAUCUGAUGAGGAGUCAGACGGAUUUCCAAUAUUUAAAAAUGGGACAAGAUUCAGUGAGCUACAUCUACAAGUGAAAGAGUGUGCCUGGGUUGUGUAUGCCUCAAGGGACUGUGAUGACUCAUGUUGGCAAAUCAAGACUUUCAACGACAACCAUACUUGUGCGAGGGAGAACACCAACAGGGCUACUAAUAGGGCUUGGGUUGCUAGUAAAUUAGUGAAAAAGGUAAGGAAAUACCCCAAUUUCAAGCAAUGCGAGGCUGCUGUGUACUUCAGGACAAAGUGUGACCUUAUUCUGAAUAGAAAUUCCAUUGCAAGGGCACUGAAAGAUGCAAGGAAUGUAGUAUACGGGGAUGAGAAGGCACAAUAUGCGAAACUAAGGGACUAUGCUGAAACUUUACUGAAGACGAAUCCUAGAUCUACGAUACAGAUAUGUGUCAAACCUCAACCAAAUGGAGACGUCAUAUUUGAUAAGAUGUAUGUUUGUUUGCAUGGUUGCAAAAUGGGAUUCAAGGCAGGUUGUCGCCCCUUGAUUGGGCUUGAUAGGGCAUUUCUGAAGACACAAUUUGGAGGUCAAAUCUUAAAUGCUGUGGCACAAGAUGCCAAUCAUCACAUUUACGUAAUUGCAUGGGCUAUAGUUGAAAUAGAGAAUACAGACACUUGGAGAUGGUUCCUGGAGCUGCUUCAUGCUGAUCUUGGAGACUACAAAACUAACGGAUGGUGCUUUAUUUCUGAUAUGCAGAAGGUAAUGUUAACUUUCAUGUGCUUUUAA